CGAUUGGAUUCAAUCUUUUAACACAGUUCAACCCAAGUGUCUUAUUGCCCAAUCCAGUUGUCCAUACUCAUCCUAAAUUCUAUCAUGGUAUCGGAGCCAGUUUUAGCCCACCUCGUUUGUCAAGGUGUCCGUCUAGACGUUCAUUCCUAGCGGCCCGUUAGUCUUUAGCCCAGUUGUCCGUAUGGAUGUUGUACCCAACGGCCUGUGGCCUGUUUAACACGAUUGCUCGUCUGGAAGUCCAUACCCAGCGGCUCGUGGUCCUUUAGGUCAUAAUUGCUUCUGGAAUGCUAAGUGAGUCCUGUUUGUCAAAUGGCACAACUGUUGAGGCUCCAUUGACCAUAAACAUUCCCACUGCCCAAACAUGUAGGAACCCUUCAGAGAAUUCAUGCCAAAGUAUUUCCAUGCAAGGGACAAAUAUUACAAUUCCAGUGUCUGUGCAAAUACAGCCAUCUCCCAUUGUCACAACGGCAGAGGGAUUAGAUACCAAUGGAACAUGUAAUCAGAACUUGCCUCCUCGGCGUAAAAGAAAACCAUGGUCUGAGGCAGAGGACUUGGAACUUAUUGCUGCAGUUCAGAAAUGUGGUGAAGGAAACUGGGCAAACAUUCUGAAAGGGGAUUUUAAGGGUGAAAGAACAGCUUCUCAGCUUUCUCAGAGGUGGGCCAUUAUUAGGAAGCGGCAGGGUCCCUCGGUUGGUAACAGCUCACAACUUUCAGAGGCUCAAUUAGCAGCUCGUCGGGCCAUGUCUCUGGCUCUGGACAUGCCAAGGGUAGAUAAUUUGAAAGCUGCUUCUUCAAUUACUAGUGUGUCAAAUGCUGCUGCUAAUAUCAACCAUGGUAAACCUGCUGCUGCUGCUAAUAUCAACCAUGGUAAACCUGCUGCUGCUGCUAAUAUUAACCAUGGUAAACCUGCUGGUGCUGCUGCUGCUAAUACUAACCAUGGUAAACCUGCUGCUGCUGCUAAUAUCAACCAUGCUAAACCUGCUGCUGCGGCUGCUCAACAAGACCUCCCAAUGGCAGCAGCGCAGAAGCUGGGAAUGGCGGGACCCCCCAAACCACGAGUUCCCUCAAAGCCAGCCACUCCUACCCCAGAUUCAAUGGUGAAAGCAGCUGCAGUUGCUGCCGGGGCCCGCAUCGCCACCCCUUCGGAUGCCGCAACGCUGCUUAAGGCAGCACAGUCUAAGAAUGCCGUCCGAAUAACACCCGGCGGAGGAGGACCGUUGGUUAAACCGCCCGGAACAACCACAUUGCCCAGCAAUGUUCACUUCAUACGCACCGGCUUAGUGUCCCAUUCAAAAACAAUGCCGAACCCCACACGGACCGGGAAACCCGCACCACCGUCCGUAGGUCAUCAGCGCAAUACCAUCCUACCCAGCAGUACUGUCCCCUCAGGACCCAAACCUUCCAAACCUUCUCCAACCAACGUGCCACCAAAUGGUACAAACCCAAAAACCGUUCCCACCUCAGGCCCUAAGAUGGCUAAUGGCACAAACCCUAUUCCGGCAGCCGAGCAUGACACCUCUAAAACUGCAGAAAUCCCAAGAGAAAAGCCCAACCAAUGUAAUGCUGCUUCUGGAGACAAGAAAGAUGCAGCAGCAGAGGAGAAUGGACAUGGGGAUCAUCAAGGUCCAAACAAAGAUGAGGAGAAGAACACACAACCAGUAGUAGUUAAUAAGAGCCACAUUGGUGAAACCCAAACUGGGGAUAGAAAUACAUCAUCAACUGUGGAUAUGGACAAGGCCACUUAACCAACCAUUCAAGCCUGGCUGAGUUUUGUGUAUUCUCUGAUUCUUGACCNCGCACGCAAAAAAGUCUUCUUUUUUUGCUCUCCGUAAGGUUUGUGGACGAAUGUAAUGUAAUAUACUAAGGAAAGCGUAACGUUUACAUAUAUCUGUAUCCCCCUCCCUCCCCCUUUGUGUAAACUAACUGUUGUUUUUUCUUCUUCUUGUUACUUGUGGAUGGUUAACUAUGUUAGUAAGUAAAUGAGCCUUUUGUUG
Cuscuta campestris is the source of this 1994-nucleotide messenger RNA. The record is from the annotation of a GenBank genome assembly. NCBI's taxonomy places the organism in Eukaryota, Viridiplantae, Streptophyta, Magnoliopsida, Solanales, Convolvulaceae.